Molecule: messenger RNA, 813 nt
Organism: Nicotiana attenuata
Lineage: Eukaryota; Viridiplantae; Streptophyta; Magnoliopsida; Solanales; Solanaceae
Exons: 3
Coding region: 1-813 (270 amino acids)
Molecular function (GO): zinc ion binding
Source: RefSeq, a predicted model, not a curated record
AUGGUGCAUCAAUUUCUGGGUGGAGAUUUUCCCUAUAGCAUUGGGGUAGCGGAUUCAAAGAAUAACGAAUCAUAUGAAUGGUAUUUCAGAGAAUUAAGAAAAGCAAUUGGGAUUCGUAAAGAUUUAAUAUUUUUGUCAGAUCGACACAAGGCCAUUGCAAAUGGAAUCGCAAAAGUUUUCCCUGAGUGCUACCAUGGUAUUUGCAUAUAUCAUUUGGAAAAGAAUCUAAAGCAAAGAAGAGUGAGAAAUACUGUACUAAACCUCUUUCAAAGUGUUGCAAAAGUAUACCUUCAAUCAGAAUUUGAUGACUUCAUGUCCCAAAUAGCUGCUGUUGAUAAGAAAACAUUCAAUUAUUUGAUGGAGGAACCACCAGGAAGUUGGUUUUAUGAAAGAAGGACAACUGCAGAAGGAAUAUUCCGCGAGUUAUCAAAUUGGGCAGAAGCAACAUUGGAAGAUAAAAUUAAACCAGCUUUUACAUUUAGAGUAUUGCCCAUUAAUCGACUCAAAUUCAAUGUCAAAGAAGGGGAUAUGAAAUUUAUUGUUGAUAUAGACAAAAGAACAUGUGAUUGUUCUGAAUUUCAGCUAGAUGAGAUACCCUGUGAACAUGCAAUUGCUGCAAUUGAUAGUAUAUAUCAGAAGAAAUCAGCCUUUUGCUCAACCUAUUAUUCAAGGGACUUUUGGUUGAAAACAUAUGAAGGGCAAGUAAAUUCUGUAGGUGAUUCAACAACAUGGGUUAUACCAGACAAUAUUAAAUCGGAAAUCACUAAGCCUCCAGAUGCAAAAGUAAUGCUAGGAAGAAGACAGAAGAAUUGA